Molecule: messenger RNA, 1989 nt
Organism: Nomia melanderi (Alkali bee)
Lineage: Eukaryota; Metazoa; Arthropoda; Insecta; Hymenoptera; Halictidae
Gene: TyrRS-m
Product: Tyrosine--tRNA ligase, mitochondrial
Biological process (GO): tyrosyl-tRNA aminoacylation
Cellular component (GO): mitochondrion; cytosol
Molecular function (GO): ATP binding; tyrosine-tRNA ligase activity; RNA binding
Source: RefSeq, a predicted model, not a curated record
UCUUCGAGGAGGUGCUGCCACCUUAAGUACGAAAUUCUAACUAAAUGUUUUUAUAUUAAAAGUUACAUUUCGUAGAAUACACGCGUUAAUUCAAAUGAAAAUUGUUUACGAGUACUUUAUUGAUCAUUAAUUUAAAAUCCUGAAUGAAUGAUCAAUUGUACAGUGAUAUUCUUAUUUUCUACAUGAAUAGUUAAGUAAUAAUGAACAAUUUAAUCAGGUUACGUUUGUGUACAAAACAUUUGUGUGCUCGCCGUUUGUACUCGGCGAAACAUGUAGUGGAUGCAGAAAAUAGACAGUUGUACGAAGAUAUUUUUCCUGACAUUCAUUCAGACCGUAUAAAGAUAUUAUGGAAAAAACCUCCGCAAUGUGUCUAUGCAGGAUUCGAUCCGACUGCAGAAAGUUUGCAUAUAGGAAAUUUAUUAAUUCUCAUGAAUCUUUUACACUGGCAACGCCGUGGCCAUCAAGUAAUCGCGCUACUAGGAGGUGCAACUGGUUUGAUAGGUGACCCAAGUUUUAGAACAACGGAACGCAUUGAAAUGGAAGACAUCGUGCUUCAUGAAAAUGUAAAAUCCAUUAACAACGAUAUAAAGAACAUAUUCGAGAACCAUGAGAAAUACUUUUGCAAGAAUGUGCGCCGCAACUUGAUUCCUGUGAAGAUAUUAAACAACUUAGAGUGGUACAACAACAUAAGUCCAGUUUCAUUUAUCAGAGAAAUUGGAAAAUAUUUUAAAAUGGGUACAAUGUUAGGUCGUACCUCUGUACAGUCUAGAUUGCAAUCUGAUAAUGGAAUGAGUUUUACAGAGUUCAGCUAUCCUUUGUUCCAGGCAUAUGACUGGUUGCAUUUGUACCGUACGUAUAAUUGCAAAUUUCAAAUAGGUGGUCACGAUCAGAUGGGAAACAUAAUGUCCGGCUAUGAUUUAAUCGCCAAGUAUAUCAAUAAAGAAGUCUAUGGUUUAAUGUUACCACUUAUCACGACUAAAGAUGGACAGAAAUUUGGAAAGUCUGUUGGCAAUGCGAUUUGGCUUUCACCAUCAAAAUCCUCCAGUUUCCAACUGUAUCAGUUCUUCGUUAGAACAAAAGAUACAGAUGUGGAGGAGUUGCUUAAAUUGUUUACAUUUUUACCUUUGCAAAAUAUCCAGAAAAUUAUAGAAGAUCACUUGAAACAGCCAGAACUUAGAACGGCACAGAAAAUUCUUGCAGAGCAAGUUACACUGUUAGUCCAUGGAGACGAAGGAUUAUCAGCAGCAAAGAGGACAUCUAGUAUUUUGUAUGAGAACUCUUUCGAAUCUCUAUCAAAAUUAAAUGCAGAAGAACUAACACAAGUUAUAGAAGGAGCUACAAUAGUAAAUAUACUCGGCGAGCCUGGCAUUACCGUUUAUGAAUUAUCAAUGAAAGCAAAAUGUUUCAACACGGAAAAUGAUGCAAGAAGAAUUAUUCAAGCUGGUGGUCUUUACAUUAAUUAUCAGAGAAUUACAAAUACCGAAGAAGUCAUUGUACGAGGCAUACAUAUAAUGGAGAACAAUGUUACGUUAAUGAGGGUUGGAAAAAAGAAUUAUUAUAUUGUGAGAUGGAUGUAAAUAAAGUGAUAUUUUUCUAUGAUUUAUAGGUAAGAUUCGGUUUGCAAAUAUAAUAAAUAACUCGAAACAUUUCUUUCUUAAUGAAAAUACGUAGUCAUAUAUUUAACAAUUUAAAACUUAAGUGGUCUACAAUAAUAUUCUCGCGGUGCAAUUAAAUUAAAGAAUCUUCCGAUCUAAUGUAUUCUCCUAUGUCAGCCUGAUGGAAACACACUGUGGCCAUUGGAUCCGCGUACUUGCAAUCCAUUGUACUUUUCGCCGUUACUCCGAAACCCUAUGAUUACACAAAAAGACACAAUUUAUUUGAUUAGAAUUAAAGUCGCUUAAAAGUUUUAACAUUUUUCUUACCAAUGGAACAUCGCUUGUUGAAAAUAUAACUACUCCCUGAUAUUGAAACGUAUUUUCUGUUAUUCUA